AUGGGUUCCACGUGCGGGGUCUUGUUUUAUGUUUUUGUGUUUGUAAUGAGAAUGCUUUUGAUGGCUGAGGCGAGGCCAUUAGACCUACCCAAGACAACAAGAAGCGACCUGUUGGGUGGGUUGAAGUUGGAUGAGGAAUCACCCGACUGCUGGGGCUCAUUGAUUCAGCUUCAAUCAUGCACAGGAGAGCUGAUUAUGUUCUUCAUGAAUGGUGAGACCGAAAUAGGACACAACUGUUGCCAUGCAAUUCGUACCGUAAGCCAUCAAUGUUGGCCCAACAUGAUCGAUGCACUAGGCUUUACAACCCAAGAGACCCACGUUCUUGAAGGCUACUGCGAUCAUGAAGAUGAUCAAUCAACGCCAUCCGUCGCUGUUACUAAUGGUGUUGGUGUCUCAAAAUUACCUGAUCCCUAA
Hibiscus syriacus is the source of this 414-nucleotide messenger RNA. Its product is annotated as egg cell-secreted protein 1.1-like. The record is from RefSeq and is a predicted model, not a curated record. Bases 1 to 414 code for a protein of 137 amino acids. Gene Ontology annotation, biological process: double fertilization forming a zygote and endosperm. NCBI's taxonomy places the organism in Eukaryota, Viridiplantae, Streptophyta, Magnoliopsida, Malvales, Malvaceae. The transcript has a single exon.